UCCUCCGCAGAGAGAGAAAGGUCAUGAUAUCGGUCUGCUGUGCUCUGCUCCGCUCCACCAAGCUCAUGAUCUGCCGUAUCAUCCUCCCUUAACCCACAUUCAAUCCAUACCCACUUGACAAAAGAUUCAACCUUUUUCCACCAGGAUUAUCAUUUCCACCAUUUUCCUUUCUGGGUCAUGGCGAAACGGUCGUUCAAGCGGUUUGUGGAACAAGAACUGGGUUUGUUCCCUCGGUUCUUGAUUUACGCCGUGCUUGAAUGGAUGCUGAUUGUCGUUCUCUUCAUCGAUGGGUUUCUUGCGUUUCUCGCCAACGAAUUCGCUAGGUUCUUCGAAUUGCAGAUCCCGUGCUUGCUCUGCACCAGAAUCGAUAAUGUUCUUGUUCAUAGAAGUCCUGAUUUCUACUACAACGAUUCGUUUUGUGAUGCUCACAAGAAGGACGUUUCGUCUCUGGCGUUCUGUCAUGUUCACAAGCAGCUUUCCAAUAUCCAGCGGAUGUGUGAGGGGUGUCUUCUGUCGUUUGCGACGGCAAAGGAGUCUGAUUGCGAGACGUACAAGUCUCUGGUAGGGAUUUUGCACAAGGAUGUUGAGUUGUUCGUUGAUGUCGAUCAAGAACUUCAUCUGUUGCUUCCUACCGGCAAGAAGGACGAAGCGGUGAUUCUAGAGAAGGGCAACGAGCACAGGUGUUCCUGUUGCGGGGAGCCAUUGAAGGUGAAAGUGAAACCGUCUAACGUGAAAGGGAAAAAUCCCGUGGUGUUAUCCUCUGCUCCAGCUCCCUCUCCCCGAGCACUCUUCUCUUCGAGGAAUGAAGACCGUGGAUUGGACAUGAGCCAUAUCAAGUACAAGGAGCUCAAGCUUGUCCCUGAUGAAUCAGAGCAUCAUGAGGAUGAUGAUAGUUCCAGCACAGUGAGCCUCGAGAAACAAUUUAAGGAAGAGGGGAAAGCUGCUGCAGUACCUUCGCUGAUAGAUGCGGAUGAGGAAGAUAAGACCCCCAAUUUUGUUAGGAAUAACAGGUUUUUUGGAAUCCCACUUUCAGAUUCAGCAGCAGCCAGUCCUAGGUGGCCUGGAAGACCUUUAAAUUUUAGGAAAUCACUGCUCGAAAGGACAGAUUCUGUGUCGGAGACUCCAGAGGGAAAUGUGUCAACUGAGACAGAUGGUGAUUCUAUUCUGCAUCAUUUGAAGAGACAAGUUCGUCUGGAUCGCAAGUCCCUGAUGGCUUUGUACAUGGAACUGGAUGAAGAAAGAAGUGCAUCUGCUAUUGCAGCUAACAAUGCGAUGGCCAUGAUCACCAGGUUGCAAGCAGAGAAGGCAGCUGUUCAGAUGGAGGCAUUGCAGUACCAGAGAAUGAUGGAGGAGCAGGCAGAGUAUGACCAAGAAGCUCUGCAAGCAAUGAAUAAUUUGCUCUCCAAGAGGAAUGAAGAAAUUAAGGAAUUGGGGGCUGAACUUGAGGCCUACAGAGUAAAAUAUGGAUGCUUAAGGGAAGAUGAAUUUGCAAUGCCAGGAGAAGAAGAGAGUGAUGAGGUUUACCAAAUCUCGAAACCUCCCUCCUACUCAUCCUCAAAUGGAAGAUCAGAAUGCGGCAGCCCUACUCAUAGUCUCAAUGAAGGGUACAAUAAUGAUGAAAAACCACAGAAUUAUGAGCGAUCAAGUUCUGUGCUGGAUGAGAUUGAAGGAGAGGCAACUGACAAAUUGCAGAAAUCCUUUCAAGCAGAUAAGGUCCGUUACUUGGGUCGGUUGAGCAAUCUAGACAAGAACAAGCAACUUUCAUCAGAUAAUGGGAAUGAUUCCUCACAUUCCAGUUCUGAUAAUUUUGACCACAAGGAGGAAGAGAUAGGUAACACAGCCAUUCAUAGACACAAUCCUAGUCAUUGAUGAACAAGUUCUCAAGAUGUGGCCUUAGAGGGCUUUGAGAGUUCAGUCUGAUGUAAUCAUACACUUUAUGCAAUUUAGAUUCUUUCUUUUUCUGUAUUUUCACUGCUUUCUUUUAAAAAAGCUGCUUCUUUAUCAUUAAAAGAAAAGAAUAUGAUGAUUGGUUUUGGCAAGUAAAAUCCCAUGUUCUGU
Molecule: messenger RNA, 2058 nt
Organism: Rubroshorea leprosula
Lineage: Eukaryota; Viridiplantae; Streptophyta; Magnoliopsida; Malvales; Dipterocarpaceae
Source: the annotation of a GenBank genome assembly